ACCAAUGCGAAGAGCUGUUAUAGGUUGCUAAGCGCCGUAGCAGCCAAUCCGCGUGUUUCUUGCUUUGCCGUGCUCGAAUUUGGAGAGACUCAACUGGAGUCGCGACUGCGGACGCUGUUUCCCCGGUCAAACCCGGACCGCCGAGAACCUUCGUAGGUCACAGGCUUGCUUGACCCUAUCCCAGCUAUCUUCAGGCAAGAGGCGAGGUACACUCUCAACUGGUCGCCAACCAAUUUCAUGGCACAGGAGCUGGCGUUGUAGGAGCAUACAAGACUAAACGCGUGCAAAUAUACAUGUAGUGGAUAUCAGAACACCGUAGGCUCCACUUCAACCAUGCCAGAGUCCUCCUCAGAUGUCAAGGACCUUUGCAGCAGCUCUGGCAAAUGCCAAACAUGGCCCUUAACAGGCCACUUGGACCACUCACCGCUGCCUCUGCAUACGAAGUCCUACAUGCUCACUAAUUUCUGCACUGAGCACAACGUGCCAGAAUGUGUAACACACAUCAAUCAGGAGGUUUUCUCACUGGGUCUCCCACCGGUUUGGACGCAGACGGAUAGCACUUCGGACAUGAACGUCGUCUCAGUGCUCAACUGCAUGUACGAGCUGCUUCAGCUGCACCGUAGGGGCAUCCAAACCUUGGAGAAAAUGGAGAUGGACCAGCUGAAGUGGAGCAACAAUGUCGACUCCCUGCAGCUCAGCUGCACGCAACUAAAGGAGCAGCUAGAACUUUCCAAAAGAGAGAACAUGGGAGUUGUUGAGCGGGAACGACAACUUCAGCUGAAAGUGAAGACCAUGCAGAACUGCCUGAAAAACGAAAAGGAAGAGACUCACAAGCUGCAGAACAUCGUCUCUAGCCGGGCCAGCCAGUACAACCACGAGAUGAAGCGGAAAGAGCGAGAGUUAAACAAACUGAAAGAAAGACUGAAUCAGCUCCUGGUCGACAAAAAGGACAAGAGACUUGCUAUUGACAUAUCAAAUAAACUAGGAAGAGCAGACGGCAAGAGAAGCCUCUGGAAGACUGAGAAGACGGAGGCAAAGCACGAGGGGGAGAUGUACAAAAGUCUGCUCAGGGACUACGAGAGCAGGCAGGGGCAGCUGCUGUUGGAAAAUGCUGAGUUGAGAAAAGUUUUGAAGCAGAUGAAAAAAGACAUGGUGGCCAUUCUCAGUUCCAAGAGGUCAAUUGUCAAAGGAGACAAGCAGGACCAUAGUGCCAUGGAAGUGGACUCUGAUGAGGAGGAAGAAGUCAUUUAUUCCUGUCAGGAAAGUGCAGAUCUGUUUAUUGUUCACAGUCAAGAGAAGCUAACCAACAGUGUUCGACGCCAGUGGAGAAGACUAAAGAAUUACGUUGAGAGACUGGACAACCAAGAUGACAUCAAAGAUGCUGAUGCAGUUCCCCGAGAAACUUCAAAGGAAAUGGGAAAAAUGAGGCAGGAGAAAAAGCAGUGUAAAGACUCCAUUGAAAAACAGCAACAUCUUCUGCAGCAGAAGGUGAGCACUCAGUGUGACAAGGAGACGUCCGACACCACGGCGGACGACAGCCAUUUGUUGCAGGAAAAAGAUCGUCUGCUAGACGAGUGGAAGAGCCUCGAGGACCAGCGAAAGAGCUUUGAGAGGGAGAGGAAGAACUUCACAGAGGCGGCAAUUCGACAGAGCCAAGAGAGGAAGACCUUUGAGGAAGAUCGUGCCAUGUGGCUCAAGCACCAGUUUUUGAACUUGAGCCCUUUUGCUGACACAAAGACACCACAGAGGUCAAAGUCUCAGUGUUCCUUUCAGAUGUUAGGUGAAACGCAGCCCAUUAGAGCAUCGCUUCCAGAAAAGCCCAUCGUCACUUCCCCCACCCCUGGAUACAGACCAAGCGUAUCACCCUCCACACCCGACCUGCUUCACACAUUAAGCCUUAUCUGUGAAAACAGCUCAAGCAAACCAAAGAGGAAUGAAGACGCGGGAGACGCCAGCUUCUUAGCAGCACAGCAGAAAUGGUGGAUCAGCGGUGACAACCACAGCGGCCUGAUGCUCACGCGGGAGGAUUGUGGCUCAAUAUGAGCACUUGAUCCAUGAGGACCAUGUGACUGUACAUGCAUUUGAAUGAUGGCAACAGUCUCUAACCAUGAGUGUAUGGCACAUUAGGGAACUUCAGGAUUUGGGAGCGGGACCCACGACCCACAACCUGAAUGAGGAUGAGUGCUCAAGAAAAAGCUUUCAGGAGAAUUUUGUAUGACCUAAUGAGCUAUGGCGGUUUUCAUUCCAUUUUUUAAUCUGUAGAUUCAUGGAGGAAUUCAUUUAUUUUGUACUGUGGUGUUUAGCUAUCACAUUGAGGUGCUCACUCCAAAGGAGGUGGACAAUACUCCAUCCAUGACCUUGUUAAAUGAGACACAUUUACAGAUGUCAUUUAAACAAGAAGCUGUAAGACUAUCAAGUGGAUGCUGUUUAUUAUUAUUUUGUUUUAUGUUGCAUUUAGUCCAAUUAAGGAUUAGGCACUAUACUUGUGGAUAUGGAUGUAAAUUUUGUUUGAUGGAAUGUGGCUAGUUUUCAAGUUUAA
Syngnathoides biaculeatus (alligator pipefish) is the source of this 2539-nucleotide messenger RNA. Its product is annotated as afadin- and alpha-actinin-binding protein-like. The record is from RefSeq and is a predicted model, not a curated record. The coding region runs from base 334 to 2043 and encodes 569 amino acids. The transcript is spliced from 15 exons. Lineage: Eukaryota; Metazoa; Chordata; Actinopteri; Syngnathiformes; Syngnathidae.